CGAUUAAUUCAAAUCUUGUUUCUUUUUAGUGCGCAUUGUAUGAAUAGCUCAGAUGAACAUUCAUCGUUAUCGACUAGAACCUUCUCUGGCAGUAUCGAAGCUAAGUAUCCCUAUGCACCGGCAGCAAUUGCCACCACAUUAGUGCUUGUCGGUGGCGCCGUCUAUUGGUUUUGGAAGAAAGGAUGCUGGAAGCGGUGUGGGAAGAACCAGCUCAAUCCUUCUAUUGAAAAGAACAAUCCCAAGGUGGUCCAUACGAUGGACAUCGAGGACAUCGGAGAUAAGAAGGUAUUUUGUCGUUGCUGGAGAAGCGCGAAAUUCCCAUACUGUGAUGGUUCGCACAACAAACAUAACCAGGAGACCGGCGAUAACGUCGGACCCCUGAUUGUCGAAAAAAAGAAGUAAUUAACAAAUAUUAUUGCUAAUUUUAAUAUCAAAUCGAGACUUAUCUAAGCAUGUCCUAUUUACUGCAAUCGAGUAGCCUUACGACCACUAACGAAAAAUUGUCUUAUUCUCAUAAUUUAGUAGAUUGAAAUUAUCUGAGAUGCGUGUCAUCAUUGUCAACGGAUUUUGAGCAUUUUCGAUGUUAUUUGUUUUGGCCGCUAGUGACCGAACAGUAGAAACAGGAAACGCUGAAUAACGUUACCAGAAGUAGCUUCCUCUGUGUAGUGAUGGUUAGUAAUAAAGUUAUAAAAAUGUCUAGAGAAAGUUAUGUCCAUUGUUUUUCUGUAUGCAUCUUUGAGAUGAAAAUCAGAUCAGUCUACAGCUGACAACAAAUUGUUACUUAAAUAAAUAAUAAAUAAAAAAUAAUUUGAGUUAGACUGAAUAAAGCUAUGGAUAAGAAAUCCAAACGUUUCUUCUUGGGAUGCGACAAAGGCUUUAACAAACAACCCGACUGUUUUCUGGUUGAUGUAAAUGAACGUCGCCCCUUGAUAUUUGCCUUUACAUUCGGAGAAAACCAGUUACAAAAUACAAUUACUGCUCUAUUAGAGAGAAUGAAGACGAGUGCUGAUUUUUUUCAAAAUGUUAUUUUUUUUUUUAAUAAUAUCAUUUUUCGGUCACCACUGGGUAAUAAAUGCACCUAUACGAGUAUAUUAGAUUUUUAUUGGAGCUGAUGCUGAUAGAUUGUAUAACAAAACGUUUGACCAUGUUUAUCGCAAAACUUACCGAUUUUGUGAAGGCUUAGGGAUGAGAAUAGCACCACGAUGAAAUUCACAUAUAUGGAAAAAUAUUUGAAUAGAUCCUUGCGUAAACCGAGGCAAACAUAACUUUGUUAAGCUGUCUUCAAGCAUUCAUGAUUCACGAUCUUUAAGCUCUUUUCAAUAGGCACAAAAAUAAUGAGUAAAAAGUUUUAUAUAUAAAAUUAUUAUGUUAACGACGUCAAUAAUUUAUCUUCUUUCGAUCGGAUCUUCUUCGAUUGAUUACUAUCGUGGUUUUUGGUGUGAAAUUAGAGCGACUAACUCGUUUGCAUGAAAUUCCGAAAAAUUAAGGAUUGUUUUACUUUGAGAUAGGAGCUCCUGCAAAGAUUAAAACUGUUUUGUUUCCGAGUUCGCAAGUGUUAUUGUGUUAUUAAUUACAAAUGAACGGAAUAAAACCA
Varroa destructor (honeybee mite) is the source of this 1594-nucleotide messenger RNA. It is a transcript of the gene Cisd2, whose product is annotated as CDGSH iron sulfur domain 2. Lineage: Eukaryota; Metazoa; Arthropoda; Arachnida; Mesostigmata; Varroidae. Gene Ontology annotation, biological process: regulation of autophagy. The record is from RefSeq and is a predicted model, not a curated record. Gene Ontology annotation, molecular function: 2 iron, 2 sulfur cluster binding. Gene Ontology annotation, cellular component: mitochondrial outer membrane; intracellular membrane-bounded organelle.